Messenger RNA from Candida tropicalis MYA-3404, 1455 nucleotides. RefSeq names its product putative serine/threonine protein kinase. The transcript has a single exon. The record is from RefSeq and is a predicted model, not a curated record. Lineage: Eukaryota; Fungi; Ascomycota; Pichiomycetes; Serinales; Debaryomycetaceae. Bases 1 to 1455 code for a protein of 484 amino acids. Gene Ontology annotation, biological process: intracellular signal transduction; protein phosphorylation. Gene Ontology annotation, molecular function: protein serine/threonine kinase activity; ATP binding.
AUGUCAUUCAAGAAACUAUUUAGUUCAUCCUCAUCAAAUUCAUUAAAUGACGAUAAUGCAAUUAAAUCAACUUCUUCACAUCGUUCUUUUUUGAAACAAAAAAAUUCAUCGUCUUCAAUUUCUCCAAGAUCAAGCACUCCUCCAAACAGAAGCAAUAGUCAUGUAAAAGUGAAUAGUGUCAGCAAUGGUAUGAAUAACCAUAGUACACCUAUGAAUAUAAGUCAGAGCACCAAUAGCAUUUCAAGUCAUAAGGAACAUCAUACAUUACGUCGAUUCCUCAAAAAAUUCAAGCCACGUGACUCGUCAUCUUCACCACAUAGUCAUAAUAACAGUCAUAAUAAUCAUAAGAGCCAUGAUAGACAAGUAGAUAUGAAUAUAUUUGCCAAAUAUGGACUUCCUGGAAAGUUAUUAGGAACAGGUGCUAGUGGGUCAGUUAAUUUAUUAACUUCUAAAACUGAUCCUAGUAAAAUUUAUGCCGUGAAAAAAUUUCGAGCAAGAUUACCUAAUGAACAAGAAUCUGAUUAUAAAGUUAAAGUUUAUAAUGAAUAUCAAAUUGCCGAACUAUUGAAUCAUGAAAAUUUAAUUAAAACCUAUGAAUUGAUUAAAGAUUAUAAAAAUAAUUCCCCAACUGUUGAUUAUUACAUUGUCAUGGAAUAUUGUAAAUUUGAUUUCUUUAAUCUAGUAAUGAGUGGAUUAAUGGAACCUAAUGAAAUUUAUUGUUAUUUCAAACAAAUGAUUAAUGGGGUUCAUUUCUUGCAUAGCCAUGGGUUGGCCCAUCGAGAUUUAAAAUUGGAUAAUUGUGUGGUUAAUUCAUUUGGAAUUUUAAAAAUUAUAGAUUUUGGAAGUGCAGUACAUUUUAAGAAAGAAAUCCCUAAAGGAUAUUUUAUAAAUGAAAGUGAUAUAAUGUUAACACCAACUAUGAAAUUAAUUCCUGCCAGAGGUGUGGUUGGACUGGAUCCAUAUUUAUCACCGGAAGUUUUUGAUCCCCAAGGGUAUGAUCCAAGAGGUGCAGAUGUUUGGUCAAUUGCAAUCAUCUACUGUUGCAUGGUUCUUAAAAGAUUUCCUUGGAAAUUACCUAAAAUGUCUGAUCCGUCAUAUAAAUCAUUUGCUGGUCCUCAACAACAACAAUUCAACUCAAACAAUGUUGAAGAUGAUUUGAAUGAUUUAUCACUAGAUAGACAUUCACACCAUCCACCAAUUGGUCCUGAUAGAUUAUUAAGAUUAUUACCAGCUGAGUCAAGAAAUCUAAUCAAGAAUAUGUUGAUUUUGGAUCCAAAGAAAAGAUAUCUUAUGCAAGAUGUUGUUGAAGAUCCAUUUGUUCAAAGUAUACAACUAUGUACUGGUGAACAGUGUGCUGAAAAUCAUACUCAUCAUUUGGUAAGUGAAGAGGAGUUAUCUAAAAUAACUCAAGAAAGAGAAAGACUUAAACGUUUAAAAGAUGCCGGUAUGGCUUAG